AUGAAUGCUGCCGACCUGUUGGUCCGUUGUCUGGAAACAGAACAGAUCAAGAUCAUUUUUGGCGUCCCAGGCGAAGAAAACGCCGACUUCAUGAUGUCUCUUGAAAGAAGCGAUCAGAUCCGUUUUGUGCUCACUCGUCACGAGCAGGGUGCCGCGUUUAUGGCAGAGAUCUAUGGCCGCCUUACCGGUAACCCUGCCGGUUGUUUGGGAACCCUUGGGCCCGGUGCAACUAAUCUGAUCACCGGGGUGGCUGAUUCGAAUAUGGAUCGUGCGCCCAUGUUGGUACUUACUGGACAAGGUUCAACAGAGCGUCUGCACAAGGAGUCGCAUCAGGUGAUGGAUGUAGUCGCCAUGUUUGAGCCAGUGACCAAAUGGGCGACGACAGUCCUGAAACCGGACACGAUACCGGAGAUCGUUCGCAAAGCGGUACGGCUGGCGCGGACUGAAAAACCCGGUGCGGUUCACAUUGAACUACCAGAAGAUAUCGCCGCCGCCCCGGUGACCGAGCAACCGUUGCAGCCGCAACGGUUCAGACGCUCGGUGCCGGACGACAAGAUCGUUGAUCGCGCCUUCGAACUGCUGCGCGGUGCACGCCGGCCAGUCAUCCUCGCUGGCAAUGGUUGUAUCAGAAAGCGUGCGUCGAAACAGUUGCGCACGCUUUGCGAGAAGACAGGGGUUGGCGUCAUCAGCACGUUCAUGGCCAAGGGCUGUGUCGACAUGGAUGCCGGCUACUGUCUAUACACCAUCGGGCUGGGGGCAAAAGACUAUCCUGCGCUUGCGCUUGACGAUGCCGAUUUGGUCAUUACGCUCGGGUUUGACAUGGUUGAGUAUCAUCCGAAACUGUGGAAUCCCAAGCGUGACCAACGCAUUGUGCAUGUUGACUUCUUGCCAGCGGAGAUCGACCAGAACUACCAUCCUGAAGUGGAAGUUGUCGGCGACUUGGCGCAUGCACUAUGGAUGUUGAACGAGCGGUUGGACGCGGCUAGCCCCUGCGCCUUUGAUCUUGAUCGGCAAGCUGAAGUUCGCCAGCUAAUGUCCGCUGACCUGGCUGAGCAUUCCCAGGAUUCCGGAGAGGGCCCGAUAAGACCGCAAAAAGCGCUAUGGGAUGCGCGGCAGGUCAUGGGGCCGGACGAUGUCUUGCUGUCGGAUGUAGGCGCUCACAAAAUGUGGAUUGCACGCCACUACCAUUGCCACCAACCGAACACAUGCCUUAUCCCGAAUGGGUUUUGUUCAAUGGGCUUUGCUCUGCCUGGUGCGAUCGCUGCUUCUUUGGUUUUUCCCGAGCGAAAAAUACUGGCGAUCUGUGGUGACGGUGGCUUCAUGAUGAAUGUCCAGGAAAUGGAAACGGCGCGGCGGCUGGAUAGCAACAUCGUAGUGUUGGUUUGGGAAGAUGGCGGCUACGGUCUAAUUGCCUGGAAGCAGGAAACCGAAUUUAACCAUCACACCGACCUGUCCUUUGGCAACCCUGAUUGGUUGCAGUUGGCCUCGGCGUUCGGUUGGCAUGGCCAUUAUGUGUCUGCGGCAGAAAAUCUAUCGGCUACGCUGGAGGCUGCGUUUGCCCAAGCUGGCCCGUCGCUGGUUGUGAUGCCGGUGGACUAUCGCGAGAAUCCGAAACUGACGGCCAAAUUGGGUCGGAUCGCGUGUGUAAUUUGA
This is a messenger RNA of Nerophis lumbriciformis (worm pipefish), 1653 nucleotides long. NCBI's taxonomy places the organism in Eukaryota, Metazoa, Chordata, Actinopteri, Syngnathiformes, Syngnathidae. The record is from RefSeq and is a predicted model, not a curated record.